Clonostachys byssicola is the source of this 573-nucleotide messenger RNA. Lineage: Eukaryota; Fungi; Ascomycota; Sordariomycetes; Hypocreales; Bionectriaceae. The record is from the annotation of a GenBank genome assembly.
AUGAUUGGUACAGGUUUCCUGGGUUACUUAAACAUAGCCCAAAACGGUUAUAAAUUGAAACCGACAACAAAAAUAACAACAACAACAAAUAUCUUAAGAACAAAUAUAAGUAUUAAUAAUAGUAUCGUCGGUUAUCCAUAUAAUCGCGACAGACUGGGUCACUGGUGGGUGGCUGAAAUGCUGCUUAAUAUUUUAGAUAAAUAUAAUAAUCGAAAUAAAAGAUAUUAUAGCUUUUUGUGGGCUUAUUUUAUAGAAGCAGCAUACUUCGUUAGUAGUCCUAAAAAAUUCUUUGCUUUACAUUAUUUAUUACCUUUCAUACUAGUUGCAUUAGUGUUAGCUCAUUUAAUUGCAGUUCACGAAUCUGCAGGUGCAAGUAAUCCUUUAGGUGUUCCAAGUUAUUACGAUAGAAUACCUUUUGCACCUUAUUACUUAUUCAAAGAUUUAAUAACAAUAUUUAUUUUCUUCUAUGUUUUAAGUAUAUUUGUGUUCUUUAUGCCUAAUGUUUUAGGAGAUAGUGAUAACUAUAUUCCAGCUAACCCUAUGCAAACACCAGCAGCUAUAGUACCUGAAUGA